UUCAGCGUUGUCUGCUGAGGAACCGGGCGGGAUUUCCGCAAUACAUUCAGUAUGGCGAAGACCUACGAUUACUUGUUUAAACUGCUGUUAAUCGGGGAUUCUGGCGUCGGGAAGACCUGUGUGCUGUUCAGAUUCUCGGAAGAUGCCUUUAACUCGACUUUUAUCUCGACGAUAGGUAUCGAUUUCAAGAUCAGGACAAUAGAACUAGAUGGCAAGAAGAUAAAGUUACAGAUUUGGGACACGGCAGGACAGGAGCGAUUCCGAACGAUCACAACGGCGUAUUACAGAGGUGCAAUGGGUAUCAUGCUGGUUUAUGAUAUUACCAAUGAGAAAUCAUUUGACAACAUCAAAAACUGGAUUCGAAACAUAGAGGAGCAUGCAUCAGCGGACGUAGAAAAAAUGAUUUUGGGCAACAAAUGUGACAUUAAUGAGAAGAGGCAGGUGUCAAAAGACAGAGGCGAGAAUCUGGCGUUAGAGUACAGCAUCAAGUUCAUGGAGACGAGUGCGAAGGCAAAUAUCAACGUUGAGAACGCGUUCUUAACACUCGCCAGAGACAUAAAAGCAAAGAUGGACACGAAAUUGGAGGGGAACAAUCCUCAGGGCAGCAACCAUGGAGUGAAAAUAACCACUGAACAGCAGAAAAAGAGCAGCUUCUUCCGCUGUGUGCUACUGUGAAGACCAAGGCCUUACUGUCAGCCACGACUGGACUAUGUUCUCCUUCUUAGCACUCGUCCUCCUUCCUCUUUAUCCCAUCUCUUCUCUUCUUCCAGCCCAAGGGCAGUCGGAGUUCCAUGCUCCUCUUAGCUUCUUCCAUUGACAGAUUAGCGACGCUGCUUCCUCUCGCUACGACACUUCCCUGAUGAAACCGUGUGGGGAAUGCAUUGGUUCUGCAAGUCAAGGUGAAGAGCUGGGUGCUGCAGCAUCAUCACAGUAGCUCCAUGCACCUAAAGGAGAUCCCGUAUCUUUGUUUCAGUCGCUCGUUUUGAGCACGCAACUGCCAAAAUCCAUCCAUUCCUUCACCACAGAGCGUGCUCUGAUAUUGAGCCAGCUUGAGAGAUACAUGGGACUUUCUUUCUCUAUCAUUCCAUUUCAUGCAUUCUUCGACAAUCACAUGACCUUAUUGUUAGUAGAGGAAUAUUAUAACUCGCCUCUUAGAUGCUUUCUUUCAUUUUUUUAAAAAGUAAACAUUUAGCUUUUUUGUCCCCAGUUUUAUUUUACACAAAAGUGUUGCAUUCACAAACUUAGUGCAGUCAAGGUUUCAUAUUAAACGAAUUAAGAUCCUGCUUUUUAUACAUUGAGACAUGUUUACUACCACCUUGUUAAAACUAACCUCCCUUUUUUUUUAAAUGCACAUGAAGCUAUUUCCAAAUGCAGUGACGCAAGCUUUCCAUUUUACAUUCCUUCGAAUAAAUGCAAACCUCCGGUCUUGCUUUAUUACGACCUGAAAAUGCCACAACAUGAAAGCGUUCUUUAAUUAAAAUGAAAUGUAGUCCUAGAUAGGAUGUGUAAAUGCUGAGUUUGUAGUGUUUUGACAAGUAUGCGUAACCAAAAGCAAUGAGUAAGGGUGACUAUGUAACCAGAAAAGCAGAGCUAUACUUAAGAAAGCACCUCGCGUAUACAGAAGCCCAUGCACUUUAUCAGUAUCUUUUGUGUUGUGUGUAGUUUGUGCCAAGUGAUAGUUGUGCAUCAUAAAGACAUGGAUUAUGACCUGCCGAGUUUUGAGGUUAAGGCGUUUUCAUUCCCCCAAGUCUUGAAUGAUCAGUUCUCCUGAUAGAGGCUAAAGCUAGUUCUGUGCAUUGGCUGCUGUUGGAACUGUUUGAAUAAAUUAGUUUGUGCAUCAUCUGAAUCACAGUCCUACAGCAUGUCAGUCUUAUUAGUUUGGGUUGCACAGAUUUGGUUCAUAUAACUAGGCUUAACUACCAAGAACACAGUAAUCAACCAUUCUUGAGUUCUGAAUAAAAUCAUAAGCACAUGCUUCUAAUUAACACAAAAAAUGCAAUGCUUGGGAGUUGUUGGAGUUGGAUAUGUUUUCUCUCCAGCUGAUCAGAGGAGUCAAAGCCGCUUGACACAAAAGACUCUUAUUUUGAAAAGUUGUGUAGCAUUGCUGUAAUACACAAAUGUACGUUUUGUAUUCAUAUUGUAAAAUGAAACGUGUCAGUUGGUGCAUUUGUGUUCUCCAGCAAACUGAAUCACAAUCUUUUCCAACCCGUUCGCUUUGAGUGAAAACAAAUUCUCCAUUUAUAAGAAUAUAAGACCUUAGUUAUCUUCACGACAAGCAUGUCUUACUUUUUAUAUACAUGUAUAAACACAAUAUAACAACUAUUUGCAUAUCAGGGCAGUAUGUAUUGUAGUACCCUUUUUUUUUACACAAUUUGGGAAGUUAUUUGUCAUAUUCCAUAUGUUUUUGGAGUGAAACGUGACUUGGAUGCGUGUUUAAGAGAAGCACAGUGUUAGACUAUUUUGUUCCUGGGAAGCGAGAAGAGAAUUUCAUGCACUUCUGCCGCAGUAUGGCGCAUCCUAAAAAUGUCCACUUUCCUUUUCUUUUUCCAAGCUUAAAUGUUGAGCUGCUUGAAACGACUUCCUGUUUGCACCUUGUUCUCUUUCCACCUCCAGGAGACGCUGUUUUGGGUUCAUAUUUUCAUUAGAAGUCGGCCUGUCUUCAUCUGUACCCAUGACAUCUCUCUUCUCUCGCUCUCCAAUAAUGCCGUUUGUCUUAAUAACUAAUACUUGAGCUUUCGUUUUGAAUCUAUGCAUCAUGAAGGUGAUACUGUUGACCUCUUGUGUGUUUAUUAUUUUCUGUACAUUGAAGCGUCGGUCUAGAUGUCUGUUCUGAGCUGUAGAGGACAUGUUAAACACAAUUUAAUCAACAGACCGCUGGCAAAACAUUUUUAUUUGAUUUGCAAACAUACCAAGUGGAAAAGAACAUUAGCAAACAGGUACCGCUUUCUGUCUGUCAUGUGGUGUUUGAGCAGUGAUGCGUACGUCUGUUUAGUUUAGUUUGUCGUCUUGUAUUUCUAGAUUUGACUGUCAUCCAUAUCAUUUACAGAUUCUUUUAUAUGACCGUGUUUUCAUUCGUCCAUUCUGAGGUAACUGGGGAGAUCUGUAAAUUACAUUUUGGUAUAAAAAAAAAAAAGAAGAAGAAAUGAUUGUAAAUAACUCUAAAAAGAGAUCUACUUAAAUUGUACUGUACUUUCUAAAAACGUUGAAAAACUGAUCUACAGUUUUUGUAGAUAUCUGUACUUUUGAUUUAUUAAAAUAAGAUUCUUUUAAGAGA
Molecule: messenger RNA, 3274 nt
Organism: Carassius gibelio (silver crucian carp)
Lineage: Eukaryota; Metazoa; Chordata; Actinopteri; Cypriniformes; Cyprinidae
Product: ras-related protein Rab-8A
Exons: 8
Coding region: 52-675 (207 amino acids)
Biological process (GO): Golgi vesicle fusion to target membrane; neurotransmitter receptor transport to postsynaptic membrane; protein localization to plasma membrane
Cellular component (GO): trans-Golgi network transport vesicle; plasma membrane; synaptic vesicle
Molecular function (GO): GTP binding; GTPase activity
Source: RefSeq, a predicted model, not a curated record